Molecule: messenger RNA, 1089 nt
Organism: Abrus precatorius (Indian licorice)
Lineage: Eukaryota; Viridiplantae; Streptophyta; Magnoliopsida; Fabales; Fabaceae
Product: NAD(P)H-quinone oxidoreductase subunit N, chloroplastic
Exons: 4
Coding region: 140-814 (224 amino acids)
Cellular component (GO): membrane
Molecular function (GO): oxidoreductase activity, acting on NAD(P)H, quinone or similar compound as acceptor
Source: RefSeq, a predicted model, not a curated record
AUACAUCCACAACUUAAUUUUCCACCAAUUUCUACUACUAACUAAUAUUUUCCAUCUUCAAACUCAUUGAAAAAACCAUGGUCCUCAUUCUCUAAUAAGCUCUCACAUUUUUGUGACCAAAAAAUUAAUCAUAAAAAAAAUGGCAUACACUGCUAGCUUUUUGAGUUAUGGAGGACCAACAUUCUUUACUGUUCAGCAGCAACCAAUAAGGAACAGUUUCAUGGCUAAACAUCAUAACCAUGCUGGGGUGAUGAAGGGUUGGAGAGUAAAACCUGGUAGCAAUAACACAACCAAAAGGGUAGGCGUAGUAAGGUGCAUUGGCUUAGGAGAUUUCAUAGGUGGAGACUUGGUGAAAUUUGACAUUGGACGUUGGCUUUCAGAUGUUGAAGAACACAAAGCACUUGCAAUAUACUCUCCCCAUGAAGGAGGCUAUGAAGGUCGCUAUUUGUCACGUCUCAAACGCCAAGGUUACUAUUUCCUUGACCUUUCAGCUCGUGGCCUUGGUGAUCCUGAAACCACCCUCACCAAGAUUCACCCUGUUUGCCCUCCUCAUGUUGGCAAGCAGCCAAUAGCAAGGUGGUAUUUUCCACCAGAAGUUGAUUACAGAUUAGCAGCAUUGCCACCAGAUGCCAAAGGGCUGGUGGUGUGGAUAAUUGAAGCUAAGGUUCUCUCUAAGGCAGAACUGCAAUUCCUUGCUUUGCUGCCUUCACUUAGGCCUAAUGUGAGGGUCAUUGCUGAAUGUGGAAACUGGAGAAAGUUUAUGUGGAAGCCACUAAAAGAAAUUGCGGGACUAACAACCAGUGAGGAAGCUUGAUGUUGCUACAUUGCUACUUAUCAUCUUUGAUUUUCCAACCGUCAACAAUGAAGUACAUAUCUACACAACUGCAGAAAAGAAAGGACGGUAGAAAGAUACAGGAAAAUUCAAGUUCCAUGUAAAUAAUUAUAUCUGCCUUAAAUCAUGAGUGACACAUUCUCAAGGUUUAAUUUUGUCAAAACACAAAAAUGCCCUCCAACAUGGUGUUCAUGAAAUUCCAUUUCAACAAAAAUUUUGCAUGUCUAAGUUACCCUUAAAUAAACAACUGCAUCUUA